UCCCCACAAGACCCCCUCCCCUCAAUCUCUCUUCGUCAAUUCUGUUUGCAAAAAAUCUUCAAUAGAAUACAGAUCGAAUCCUCAACAGAUAAAAUCGCCAUUAGAAAACUUCCAACAAUAAUCAUCACGUUUCCAUCUCAGUCGCUUUCUUCUAACAGAUUCCCAACUCUCCAUUUCCUCCCUCCCUUUAUGUAAAUCCGACUAACCAAUUGUACGGGCUUCGCAGUAGCCGGCAACCUGCAAUCAACGACAAAUAAAAAUCCAAUCUUUUUCUUCCCAAUGGAUUGCCUCGCCGAUUGGCCCGAACCAAUCGUUCGCGUCCAAUCCCUUUCCGAUAGCGGCGACACCAUCGUACCUUCCAGGUACAUAAAGCCACCGGCUGAUCGCCCCUGCUUCGAAUCGCUUCCAUGUGAGGUGAAUAUCCCAGUCGUCGAUCUUGGCGAUCCAGACGCCGCUUCAACGGUCUCCAAAGCCUGUAGAGAUUGGGGUUUCUUUCAAGCUGUGAAUCAUGGCGUUUGCCGGGAACUUAUGAACUCGGCAAGGGAAGUAUGGCGAGAGUUCUUCCACCUUCCCAUGGAGACGAAGCAGGCUUAUUCAAAUUCUCCAAAGACGUAUGAAGGCUAUGGUAGCCGGUUAGGGAUUGAGAAAGGCGCCAUUCUCGACUGGGGAGAUUACUACUACCUCCAUUUCUCCCCACCGUGUCUCAAGAGUCAGGCGAAAUGGCCCGCCCUCCCUGUUUUUUUAAGGGAGACGGUGGAGGAGUACGGGAAGCAGUUGACGAAGAUGAGCGAGAGAGUUAUGGAACUUCUGUCUCUGGGAUUAGGGUUGGAUCGAGGGAGGCUGCAGAGAGGAUUUGGGGGAGAAGAGGUGGGGGUUUGCAUGAGAGUGAAUUAUUAUCCUACAUGCCCUCAGCCGGAUUUGACGCUAGGACUUUCUUCUCAUUCGGAUCCCGGCGGGAUCACCGUGCUUUUGCCGGAUGAUAAGGUGAAAGGGUUGCAGAUAAGGCACGGCGGCGGUUGGGUUACCGUUCAGCCACUUUCCGACUCUUUCAUUGUUAACGUCGGCGAUCAAAUUCAGGUUUUGAGUAAUGCGAUAUAUCGAAGUGUUGAGCAUCGGGUGGUGGUUAACUCUGCUACAGAGCGAUUAUCGAUGGCCUUCUUCUACAACCCACGCAGUGAUUUGCUUUUAGGGCCGAUGCCGGAACUAGUGAGCCAAGAUCGACCUGCCAUGUAUCAGCCAAUGACCUUUGAUCAGUAUCGACUUUAUAUCCGAAAGCAAGGGCCACGUGGCAAAUCUCAUGUUGAGUCUCUUAAGGCAAUCUAAUUUUGCUCUCCAUAUUUGAAGAAAUUAUUAGACACAAAUUUGUUAGGUAUGAUAUAUGUAUAUAGAAAAUCAUAAGUGGACACAUACCACUACUCACGUCAUGUGCUUAUUUAUGAUUUGCUAGUUGCAGAUCAUUUCCUUUUCAUAUAUGGGUAGUUAGAUACAUAAUUUGGAACUAACAAUUGUGUACCUUACAAUUUCUUUUAUUUUAAGGUAACCUUUGUCUAA
Molecule: messenger RNA, 1551 nt
Organism: Dendrobium catenatum
Lineage: Eukaryota; Viridiplantae; Streptophyta; Magnoliopsida; Asparagales; Orchidaceae
Product: probable 2-oxoglutarate-dependent dioxygenase At3g111800
Exons: 3
Coding region: 280-1323 (347 amino acids)
Source: RefSeq, a predicted model, not a curated record